GCUUUGCUAGAUCCAGCCGGGGUGUGAGGAUUUGGCUCAGAGACUAACCUGCCAAAUUACCAACUUAACCCUGCUCUUGUAAUUCUACCGCGCCUCGGUUCACCGUUCACACGCGGUCGCAGGCAUUUGCGUAUGAGUACACUUAACAGAGUCACAUGCCGAAGACUAGAAGAGCCAAUCCACAAAUAUCUAUUUUCGUUUCCCCUUGCUUCUCUCUCUAUCCCUACUUCGCCUCUGUUUCAUUUGGCCAGUUGUUCUUUGAACCCCCGCUGUUCAUACUCGUUUUCUAAUCUGUAAUCCAUUGAUUCUCAGUGUUUCAUUAUCUUCGUAUCGGGCAUUUCUGAGUCAGAUCAUAGUUUUGCCUUUUAAAUUUUCCAUGCUUUCAGGUUUUACUGUACAAAUCUACUUCUGAGUAUUGCUUGAUUCAGAGCCCUGGGAACUUCGGCCAAUUCUUUUUAUUGAGUGUCGUGCUAGUGAUGCCUAUCAAAUCGCUCUCAUUCCUUGCUUUGAUGCCCAACCAUCUCAUUCCUUUUGUUCAUACAUGUCUGGUUAAAUUGAAAGCUACAAGGUUCAUUGUGUGCGUUUUAAUGGCAGAGAUACUUAUUUGCACGGUCACAUCUUUACUAGGGGUUUUAAGAUCAUGGGUAGAGGUAGAGGAAAGAGUAAAAAGUUAACUGUGACCAGUCAUGAGGAUCCUGGAAGCGGUGAAGAUGAUAAAGUUUCCACACAGAAGAGAAGGGGAAGACCACAAAAACCACUGAAGGAUGACUUAGAUGAAGAAGAUGUUGAAAAAAUAGAGGAAGGUGAAACUGAUAAUAUUAAGAAUGGAGCCGCUAACAAGGAGAUGAAAAGUCCCACUGCAACAGAACAUGGAAAGAAGAGGAAGCGAAAUUCACUGGUGAAAGAGAAAUUAGGGUCAGUUGAGGAGGAAAAAAGUAAUGGAAACCGAUCAAGCACUGAUGAUCAGACAAAGGUUGAUGGACUUAGGCAGAAUGGAAGCAGGCGUAAAAGCAAGCCUCGUCGAGCUGCUGAAGCAGGUGUGCAGUGCAAGUAAUCAAAUGGCAGGCUGAGCAGUAUCUUUCAUCCUUCUCAUUUUACCAGAUCACUUACGGAUAGGAAUUGAGAACUAGUAAUCCUAUUUCUUUAUUUAAUUUUGUAUUUGAUUUUCCCAUGUCUUCACUUUUUUGCAGCAAUGGGUUUCCAUUUGGUUCCCUCUCAUUAAUUCCCUUUUGAUUUUGAGGAUUUGAAUUUAAAUUCAAGUUGUUUUCCUCUUGCAUCUUUAAUUUAUAUUUCCUACAUUACA
Prosopis cineraria is the source of this 1303-nucleotide messenger RNA. RefSeq lists its product as uncharacterized. The record is from RefSeq and is a predicted model, not a curated record. Bases 641 to 1054 code for a protein of 137 amino acids. NCBI's taxonomy places the organism in Eukaryota, Viridiplantae, Streptophyta, Magnoliopsida, Fabales, Fabaceae. The transcript is spliced from 2 exons.